Molecule: messenger RNA, 1589 nt
Organism: Epinephelus moara (kelp grouper)
Lineage: Eukaryota; Metazoa; Chordata; Actinopteri; Perciformes; Serranidae
Gene: c2cd4a
Product: C2 calcium dependent domain containing 4A
Exons: 2
Coding region: 159-1520 (453 amino acids)
Source: RefSeq, a predicted model, not a curated record
CAGCCACAGAUGUGCUGGUCCUGACAAGAGAGAACCUUCAUCUGCUGUCAAGAGAGCCUCUGAGAUUUCUUACAGCAGCUUGAACUUUGAGUUGGAUCUAUCCAUCCUGUUCAGGAUAAACUUGUGGAUUAUCCCUAUCUUCAGAAUACAAGAGUUUCAUGAUUUCUACCAGAGGACCCAUGUGGGUGGUGGAGAAGAUCCGUGUGUCAGUGGAGAGAUCUAACCUGCCUGUCCCAUCAGCAGAACUCAGCUUUAAAAUUGGUGACAUCAUGUUUGGAGAAAAAGGCUUCAAACCCAAAAGGAUUUCCCUGUGUCCUAAUGUCAUCACGCCUGACAACAUCCCAGAGUUCUGCAUCCCCCCUACAAUCCCAUCCCUGCAGGAGAUGAAAAACGCAGAGCACAGCCGAGCUGCUCGCGUUAUCAAGGUGUCUCCCUGCGAGAGGCCUGAAAUAGAAGUGACACGUUAUGAGCCCAUCAACUCGCACAUUAUCCAGGUGGAGAGCGUGGAUGAGAGUCCCUAUGACGGCUGCAGUGACGAGGAGACCACCAAUGCCGAUCCCCAGAGCCAGGCUGCCUUGUCACUUCCACACAUGGCUAAAGCUCAGACCUGCUAUGGCUUUUGCACCUUACUGGAAAGCCCCCACACCAGGAGGAAGGAGUCUCUCUUCCACUCUGAUCCUGGCUCCUCUCCCCUGCUGCUGCCCAGGAGUCGAUCCAGCGUGUGCUCCAAAGUCUCCCCCUCCACCUCGCCCUGCUCCUCUCCUUCCUCAUUCAGCCUUAACACCCUGACCUCCAGGCUUUCCCCGAGAGGAUACACCCUGAACUGGCAGGCCACUCUGGACAGCGAUACGACUUCCUCUACUGAAUCCUCUCCUUUCAGCUCGCCACUGCUGACCAGGUGCCCUGCCAAGUCUUCCCUCUUUAAAGCACUGAGCCAUGAACUGCUGUUGUCAAGGAACAUGAGGAAGGCAAUGGUGUCCAGGAACAAUUCCCUGUCCACAGAUGAAGGCAGCUCCACAGACAAUAGCCCCAAUGUUAUGAGGAGGGCAUCAGAUGGGUUAGCUGAAGGCUUGCCCAGCAGCUGCAGCCUGGCGCCACCCAACAUCUUCCCCACAGACUUGACUCUGCACAGAGAGAGGGUAAUGAAGGAGAGAAUGGCACCCAUAGGGAAGGAUGGCAGCCUGAGACUCUCAGCGGAGUACUGCCCGGAUAACCAAAGACUACGGGUUCGACUGAUCAGCGCCGAGGGCCUCUAUCCUCUCUCUGUAGACCCCAAGAUUAUCAACUGCAGCGUCAGCCUCUCUCUGGUGCCUGGAAAACUCCAGAAGCAACGCAGCACAGUCAUCAGAAAGAGCCGCAAUCCCAUCUUCAAUGAGGAUUUCUUCUUUGAUAGCAUCUCAGAGGAGGACCUCAGCCAGCGGUCCCUCCGCUUUAAAGUGGUGAACAAAAUGUCCACCCUGAAAAGAGACUAUCUCCUAGGUGACUGUGAUUUGCCUCUUUCUAGCAUAGUGACAUCAUGAAGUACUUCCUUAACUGUUUAUUUAUGUAUGGGAUUAUUUAUUUUCAUUUUUGUAUUGUAAAAUGAGAUU